UUCAAACUUUGCGGAAAAGAGUAGAAUCUGCUAAUAUUUCAAAAGAGUUGCCCAAAUGGCGUCAGCUGUUAAUUAGAGGCAGCCAUCAGUAAGUAAUUUACACCCGCAUCAAAUAGUCACGCUAUGGCUGCCGCUAUGAAGAAUAAACUACGCACCGAGCAGCACCUCAAAUCCGUUGAUUCCUUGGAAAGUACUCGUCGCAUACUCAGCAUGACGGAAGAAUUCAACGAGAUGGAAAUUCGCUCUCUUAAGCCUUUGUAUGAUCAGGGCGAGCAAUUGGAUCGCAUUGAGGAGGGAAUGGAUCGCAAUAAUGCGGAUAUGCGUGAGGAGGAAAAGAAUCUCAGCGGCAUGGAGAAAUACUUUGGCAUAAGCGUGCUGCCGUGUAAUAAAAUUAUUCUGAAGGACGACUGGAAAGCGAAUGAUAUGGAAUCCGAGUUGGAGAACCCAAACAAACAAAUCGAACCCAUCAAUGCCAAGGACGGUGUUAAUCAGGUGUCAAAAUUUAAUGAUAAAUUAUAACUGCUUGAUACCGAUCACCAGUAGAUGUAGCAACAACAAAAGCACAACAAUAGCAUCAAAAAUAAAUGCAACAAUUAUGAA
This is a messenger RNA of Drosophila albomicans, 600 nucleotides long. RefSeq names its product synaptosomal-associated protein 25-like. The coding region runs from base 124 to 519 and encodes 131 amino acids. The record is from RefSeq and is a predicted model, not a curated record. Gene Ontology annotation, cellular component: plasma membrane; SNARE complex. NCBI's taxonomy places the organism in Eukaryota, Metazoa, Arthropoda, Insecta, Diptera, Drosophilidae. Gene Ontology annotation, biological process: synaptic vesicle priming; synaptic vesicle fusion to presynaptic active zone membrane; exocytosis. Gene Ontology annotation, molecular function: syntaxin binding; SNAP receptor activity. The transcript has 2 exons.